Molecule: messenger RNA, 24734 nt
Organism: Bombus pyrosoma
Lineage: Eukaryota; Metazoa; Arthropoda; Insecta; Hymenoptera; Apidae
Product: microtubule-associated protein futsch-like
Biological process (GO): dendrite development; microtubule cytoskeleton organization; axonogenesis
Cellular component (GO): dendrite; microtubule; neuronal cell body
Molecular function (GO): microtubule binding; actin binding
Source: RefSeq, a predicted model, not a curated record
GCAGUCUGUUAGAGAGCCGGCAGCCCGCAACGCGAGAGUUGCUGCCGAGUCAAUUCGAGUUUGAAAUAUCGUUUGAUUGAAACAGACAGAGAGAAGAGACAUUUCGUGAAUUCGUAGUAAAGGAACUCGGAAACGACGGAAUCGUUGUUAACCCCGUCCCUAGAUAAAGAAGGGACAGGCAUCAUCUCGUAUUCGUUCCGAUCUACGUUUAGUGUCGCUGUGUCCUACAACGGUUCUCUCACGCCACCCUCUUUGCCACCGUAUUCGCGAACUACUCGGUCUCCUGUCGCUCUCCAUUUGCCCCUCUUUUGCUAACCUAUCUCUCCCUUUCUCUUUUCUCUAUCUCUUUAUUUCUCUCUCUCUCUCUCUCUCUCUCUCUCUCUCUCUCUCGGUCUUUAAACGCAACAUCGAAUACGAAAGAAACGGAGAAAUUAAAGCGUUCACACGAAGAAGUAGCCUGUUAAGAUAACAGACUGUUUUCGAUUGCUUCUCUGACGGAUAUUAUUCACGUUGUUUUCUACGUGGAAAGAAUACCGUUCCUGGAUUGUACAUAUAUCGAAAGAUCGAACAAUUAAAACUGGAUAAUCGUGUCACGUAACGAGUUAGCUAGCCCGAAUUUGGAUCAAUGAUCUAAUGUUGUACGGAGAAGCUCGGAUCCUGCGCAUUCGGCGAUAGGACAUAGCCCUACUGCUUUUCAGGAAAAGGGUCGUGCAAAUCCUGCGCAAUACUUAACGCCAACACUGUCCGCAUGAAAUUGCGGUGUGACGACGCGGUGACCUUUUCAUAAAAUCUCUUCGAAAUUUUGUUGCCUCGCAAUGAGUACCACGGAUCCUACUGGAGAGGGCGGAGGGGGAGGGGCAACGACUACAAUAUCACCAAACAUUGAACAGAAUGUAUCUCCGAUUAUACCGGUGACCGGUAGUGCGGUGCAACCAGGCUCUCAACAACAGCAUCCACCACCGUCACCACUAAGUGGUUGUUACCUUCUCGUUGUGCUUCCAGAGCCUCAUACCACGCAGCAUAAAGAUCUCAUCUUAAAUCGUCUCGCAAAAGGUUUCCUGUCGUGGGACAAGGAUAGCUGUCACGUAGAUUUAGAAAAAGAAUUACUGGCGUUGGUGGCGCAAGCUCCGGAAGGGGAAGAAGCAAGAAAUGGCGAACGACUGAUCCAAUACGCUACCGAGAACCUCGUUACCGAAGUUCUGAUUCACCCGCAAACGAAUACACUGUUACAAUGUAUCCGUAACCUUCUCGCAAGCUUUACAAAACACCGACACAUUAUACAUGGUGGCUAUACCUUCAGUGGAAAUGGUUCCUGGAUACUGCAAGAUGGAACCUUUAGCCUUGCCGAUUUCCUGGAUGCGUUCAGUGAACACGAAGUGCAAAGAGUUCUUCGUGCGUAUGAAAACAGUGUCACGGUAGACAUUCAUUGCGCGAGUGUCGGCGAUUGGACAACAAAUAGACUUUCCAAAGAAGCUUGUACCAGACCUUGCCGAGUAAGAGUAAAUCCCGAUGACGUUCUCACCGCUGGAUUACCAGCCAUCACGAGUUUCACGAAUUACAUUGGACAAUAUCUGGUUGCCCAGACACUGGACCAACUUAUGGAGCCAUCCGAUGUCGUAGGCAACAUAAGAUUUAGUCACCCAACAUUGUAUGUCUUCCCUGGCGGUCAAGGUGAUGCCGCGCUCUUCGGCAUAAACGGUUUUAACAUGUUGGUGGACGGUGGUUUCGCCAGAAAGGCCUGUUUUUGGGACUUUACCAGACACUUGGACCGCCUCGAUGCGGUCUUAGUUACUAGAAUAAAUAAUAGUAAUGUUGGAGGCAUGUCCAGCGUGCUCCGCAAGAAGAAAGAAAUGCACGUCUAUCCUCAAAUAGGACAUUUCUUCUGCAACCUAAUCGAGAGAAGACAAUCCAAUUCACCGGACGGGGACAAAGAUAUCGAUCCUCUGAUACUAAAUCUCACCGAUAUUGGCCAAGAGAUGGUUGUCAAUCUGCGUCACAUCAGCCUGCGAGCGCAUCCGUGCUACAGAGACCCAGACCCGAUCAAUCUCUAUCAUAAAGUAGGUCACGGCACGUUGGACAUGUACGUGUUAAGCCCCAGCAAGGAUAGUCGCGAAGUUAAAGAAUUUCUGGCGAGAUGGCACGCCGCCGAUUCGAAACUUUUUGCCGGUGGUCACAAGAAAGACUCGAACAAUUUAACCUUCCCGAUCCAGAAUUUGGUCUCGAUAUGCGCGUUAUUAGUCUGGCAACCCGCAAACCCCGAAGACACCAUUACGAGAAUAUUGUUUCCCGGAAGUACGCCUCAACAGAAGAUCUUCGAAGGUUUCGAACGAUUGAAACACCUGGAGUUCCUAAAGCAUCCCGUUUGUUCUGCAAAGAGCCUGUCGCCGUCUGUGUCCUUAGCUACCCUGCGAGACAAACCCACGAAACAGAAAUUGGGCCUGAUUAGUGAAAAAGAAGCUUCGAAGAAGUUAGGCACGGAGGCGAAGAAAGAGAAAAAGGAAUCGCCUGAAAUAAAAAUGAAAGCCACAGAUGAAUUACCUCCAAAGACGCAAGCAGCAUCAAUUAUUCCUACGAAACCUGUUAAAGCUGAAACGAAGCCUAAGAAAAUAGUGGAGAACAAGAAGAUAGAGGUGGAGAAGGAGAGUAAAAAGAUAGAAAAAGAAGCGAAGGAAGCGAAGAAGGAGAUUGUAAAGAAGGAUGUUGGGAAGGAGAAACCAGAAAAGAUAGAAGAGAAAUUAGAGAAACGCGAGGAGGAUGUCCAGAAGAAGAUCGAGCCUCCGAAAGAAACAGAAAAGAAAGAAACUCCACCGACGAAAGAAUCGAAACCAAAAGAAGUAGCCAAAAAGAAAGAAUCGAAAGAACCAAAGGGCGUUAAACCUGGCAAAAUCGAAACAAAGCCAAAGGUAACUGAUAAAAAAGUGAAACAGUCUCCCGUAGAAAAGAAGGACGCUGGAAUGAUAGUAAAAUCUUCUCCAACGACUCCUAAGAAAACUAUAAACGGAGUUGCCACAAAGACAGAAAUAUCGAAAGUGAGCGUGACCAAAGCAAAAGCGCACAAGACAGCAGCUGCACCACCAGCGAAAAGCACUAAGGAUGCAAAUAAUAGAAAAGUACUUGAACAGAAGAACAUCGAAUCGGCUAUAACCACUGGCAUGGUCAAAGUACCAGCCAAACCAAAACCAAUGGACAGAAAACCGCUUAGCCGCCGACCAAAACCAGUUAGUCCGAGUAAAGUUCGAGUAUCUGGUAGUCCAGCGAAGUCGACUCGUAGCACUCCGACAACCUCUGUUAAAUCUGACAAAGAUGGUGUCGUUCGCAAAGCGAAGAGCGACAAAGGUACCGCCGAUUCUUCAACUGUAUCCACGCCAUCUGGAAUCGAAGCUGAAACAGGAGUUAGACUCGCAGAGAAGAGUCUAAUGGAACAAUCGGAAGAUAUUUCUUUGGAUUCUAUCGAAAGCAAAGUGCUGGCUGAUCUAAAGGAAGAAAGAGAAGUAGUCGAAGAGAUCGAAGCAGUGCUUAAAAAAGCAGAUCUUAUCGAAGAAACACGAAAAGAUGAUCGUUCCGAAGGAGAUGACGAAAUCACAGCAGAACUUACUGAUAAGAAAGAAGAAGAUAUCACAGACGAUGACAUAAUUGAAGCUGACAUGGAAGAUGCGCUCAAGAGAGAACUUAUCGACGAGUAUUUGAUCGUUGAAAAGGAGGAAGAUUAUAUAGAAGACUCCACUCAGAGCGGCGAAGGUGAACAAAAGCAUAUUUUGGACGAGGCUGAAUCUGAGAAGGUGAAGAUGCUAAAGGAUAUGGAGCAGGUGAAGGAAAAAGGUGCCGAGGAAGAAGUGGAGGAGAAAGAGAAGGACGAGAGCGUAGAGAAGCGUGAAAAACCAUUGGAAGAGAAGGAGGCGAUAUUGAAAGCCGAAGAAGAGAAAGCAGAGCCAAUUGAUUUGUCACCGGAUCGUAGGGAGCAAUUGGAAGAAGAGGCUAAAGAAAUAGUUGCCCCCGCGGCAGAAAUGAUCCAACAAAAACCAGAAGAGAAAGAUGAUUCCGGUAAGAAGGAUAGCGAGGACAUUACCAAAGAACCUUCGAGUUUGAGCCCUGAUAAGUUGGACUCUUCCGAGAAGAAAACCACUGACACUGAUUUGAAACCCGAAGCUGACCAAAAGGAACAAAUACCAGAAAAAUUGGAAGAAUCGCAAGAACGAAUUUCAACUUUGGAAUCUGGUGCUACAACCACAGCGCCGACGCUUCCAGAAGAUGAGCGUAUACCUCUGGACGAAAUCAAAGAAGAUAUCGACGAGAAACACAUUAUCGAGGAAGUGAAAGAGAAGGAUGUGGUACAGAAAGUUAAAGAAGAGGUCGUUGCUGCGCGAACCGUACCUCCAACAGUAACUACAAAACCAGACGUUCAAGUGUUUGACGUCCGUCAAGCUGUACAGUGUCUUCAACGCGACAUUGUAAAAACACCAGACGAAGUUGCUGAUUUGCCAGUCCACGAAGAGGUAGAUCCUAAAUUGUACAGAAUGGAAGACUUCGAGAAGGACAAAGAGGAGAAACCAGCAUUGGUACAACCGCCACAACCACAGCAAGAGCCAGAGCCUCAGCCACAAGUGUCGGCACCGGUACCAGCACAAGAGGUCAAAGAACCACCUACGCCACCUGUUAAGGAACAAAAAGGAGUUUUUAGUUUCUUCGGCAAGGUUGCUGAUAAGUUUGAAAAGGGCAUCGAUAAAUUAACCAAGAAGUCAAAGAAGGAACAAGAGAAGGAUGUCGAUGAAAAGUCUUCGUCGAAGUCCAGUUCCCCGAAAGAGGCAAAGGUACAAGAGAAGACUGUGCUCGAAGAAGUCGAUGUUGAGAAGAUAUUCCUGAAAGUUGGUAAACCUAGUGAGAAAGUCCAGGAAGCAGUUGCUGAAGUGGAACCGAAGAUACAAGAGAGGGCUGCUUCGAUCACGGAAGAAACCAUCGCGAUGGCUAAGGAAAAACUCGAGGGAGUGACAGUAACAGAACGUGACGUAACAGAACUCGAAAUUAAAGAGAAAGAAAUUAAACCUACUGAGAAAGAGGCUGUGAAAGAAGAAAGCAAAUCUCCAGUGUCGGUAGUAUCGAAACCCAUUGAGGAAGAAAAAAUUGAAUUGAAAAAAGAAAUAGCGAAACCAAGCGAAGUUCCGUCGAAAGAUGUCGAGGUCGCAGAAAAGAUGGAGAAGUCACCAGAGAUUGAGAUCAAAGCUAAGACGGAAGAACAGCUUGCAGAAGAAGUCGAAGAAGAAGCAGAAGAAAUAAAAGCACUGUUGGAAGAAGCUUCGAAGAAAUUUAAAACAGUAAAGGACAGCUUGAGGGAUUCUUUGGAAUCGUUAGAAGAGAAGAUUGCCGGCGAAGCAGCUGAUUUGACACGAGAGGUGCCAUUAACGAAGGAUGUCGUUAAGGACACUCUGGAAGGUGUGGUGGAAAAGCUGGAAGCGAUUAAGCCACAUAUCGAAGGCACGUCUCCCGAAGGCAAGGAACCUGAAAAGGUGAAAUUCGAAAUACCAAAAGUGGAACAUUUGGAAGAAGAAAUACCUACGAAAGACGUUAAAGAAGCUGUUCUAGACGUUGGAGAGGUUCUUGCUGGAACAGCUGGUAUCGAUAUCUCGCCACCUAAACCUGUGGCAGAAGCUGUGUCGCCACCUAAACCUGUGGCAGAAGCUGUGUCGCCACCUAAACCUGUGGCAGAAGCUGUGUCGCCACCUAAACCUGUGGCAGAAGCUGUGUCGCCACCUAAACCUGUGGCAGAAACUGUAUCGCCACCUAAACCUGUGGCAGAAGCUGUGUCGCCGCCUAAAGCUGUCGCGGAAACUAAGGUACCCACUAUGAUACCCACGAAAGUUGGAAUUACCGAGGAAAUUUCUUUGUACCAGGAGGAAGCUGAAGAACUCGUUGCAGAAACAAAGGAAGAACCUUGUGUCCAAGUUGUCAAAGAAACAGAGCCAAUUAUAUCUCCGAAAGAAGAGAAAGACGAGCGUGACGUUAAGGAAAUUUGCGAAGAAAUGAUGAAAGAUGUCAAAGAGAUUGCUCCCGAAGUUAAAGAUUUGUCUUUGAAGAUGGACGUACUGGAAGCUGGGGUGGAAGACGUUUGUGUGAAAGAAACUGUAAAAUCACCGAUCGAAAAAGAGGAGAAAGUUCAAACAGCUAUAGAAGAGCCUGUAAUAGGCUUCGAGCAAAAGAUUUCUCCCGCCAAAGCGGAGAUUGUAAUGGUUUCUCCUGGUUCAACACCAACUUCACCGAAAUUUGUUACAGAUAAAAUGCAGGAAAGCAAAGUGGACUUGAGCAAACAAAUUGAAAUCUCGAUUAAAUUACCCGCUGAAAUAAAAGCUAUUGUCGAUAAAGUAGAUCGUAUUGUGGAAGAGAUUAUCGAAGAACUUGUGAUUAAGAAGAAGAAAAUCACUAUUGAGAUUAUAGAGUACAUUACAAUUGUUAAAGGUGUUCCAAAGGAGCGUGUUAUCUAUAUUAUCGAAGAGAUUAUUAUAAGAAAGGGCCUUUCAAAGAAAGAUGUCGUAGAUAACGUUGAUAUCUUAAAAUUGGAAGAAUCUAUCACUCCGAAAUUGAAAAUGGAGCUUGAAGAGUAUAUUAUCAAUGAAUACAUAAAGAGAGGAAAAUGUAUAACUAUCGAAAUCGUCGAAGAAAUUUCUAUCAAAAAGACUGUCCCGAAAGUGAUCAUAAUUCGUAUUAUCCAGGAAAUUAUCGUUAAAAAGUUAAUCGAUGUUAAAACUGAUGGUUUGUUUGAUUCCGAAUUGGAACCGAUUGAUACUAAAGCAAAGAAAGAAGAAGCUGAGAAGAAAGAAGAAAUGAAGGAGGAAGAGAUCGAAGCACCGUCGAAAUUAGACAAAAAGGAAGAAAAAUUAUCACCAAUCGAAAUUAUAUCUGUCGCGAAACCAGAAAUAAAAUCUCCUGUAGAAAAAGAGAUCUCAAAGGAGAAAGAGAUGAAAUCACCCAAAGAAGAAGCUAAAAUUUCUGAACCACAUAAAGAAGAACUCGGCGUCGAAGAAGAAUCCGUUUGCUUGUCGGCCGAAGAAGAAGAAGAAGAUGAUUUUGUAAGUAUCAUUAAAAAAUCUACCACAAAAACGAAAGAGGUUCGUGAUUAUGAGGACACAAUAUCUACAAAACCGGUAUCUCUGAAAGAAAUUAUCGACAAAAGACAGGAAAAAGACAUUGGCGACGACUUUGAGGCUGUCGAACAAGAAUAUAAAGUACGUGAUGUAACUGUUACUUCUUUCGAAGAUACAUCGCGUAUUAUUUCACCAAAAUCAGACGAAUCACGCGAGCGAGAAUAUGCUGAAGAAGCUGUGGAAGAUACCACAAGUGAAGUUAUUGAAGCUGACGAAAAAUUCGUUCACGAGACAAAGGGAAAAGUAGGGAAGGCAGAAUUACCUGUUGAUGUAAAACCAAUUAAAGAGAAAGAAAAGGAAAUUAAAGUGACCGAAGUACCAGAAUCUCUUGAUACCAUAGAAAAGUAUCUAGACGAAGCUAAAGAGAAGAAGGAGCAGAAGACUGAAUCGCCCGAAGAACAAGUGGAUGUGAUUACAAUAGAAAAAGAAAGAAGGAAAAGUUCGAUCGCUCCACUAGUGCCGGAAAUAGAAGUUCUUCAGAAAGACUUAGAAAAGCUACAAGCAAAAGAAUUUAAGCCAAUAGAAAAGAAGGAAGAAGUUAAACCAGUAGAAAAGGAAGAAGAAGUAAAACCAAUAGAAAAGAAAGAAGAAGUAAAACCAUUGGAAAAGAAGGAAGAAGUUAAACCAGUAGAGAAGGAAGAAGAAGAAGAAGUGAAACCAGUAGAGGAGGAAGAGGAAGUAAAACCACUGGAAAAGAAGGAAGAAGUAAAACUAGUAGAAAAGGAAGAGGAAGUAAAACCAACGGAAAGGAAAGAAGAAGUAAAACCAGUAGAAAAGGAAGAGGAAGUAAAACCAAUAGAAAAGGAAGAAGAACCAAUGGAAAAGGAGGAAGAAGUGAAACCAGUAGAGAAGGAAGAAGAAGCGAAACCAGUAGAAAAGAAAGAAGAAGUCAAACCAAGAGAAAAGGAGGAAGAAGUGAAACCAGUAGAGAAGGAAGAAGAAAUGAAACCAGUGGAAAAGAAAGAAGAAGUAAAGCCAAUGGUAAAGGAGGAAGAGGUGAAACCAGUAGAAAAGAAAGAAGAAGUGAAACCAGUGGAAAAGAAAGAAGAAGUAAAACCAAUAGAAAAGAAAGAAGAAGAGAGUCCGGUGGAAAAGUUGACUGAACCAAAGUCACCUGUUCAAAAGGAAAUCAUCGAUGAAAUCAAGCCUACUGAAAUUUCAUUAACAAAAGACGAGAAGCGAGAAGACAAAUUGGAGACAGUCAUCGACGUUUCCAAGAAAAUUCCGGAAAUGGAAGUUGAUCGCGUCCCGAAGGAAGAACUUGUUGAAAAGAAACCGGAAAUAGUUGAACUGGAGCGUAAGAAGAGUAUUCAGGAAUUAGUUAAAAAAGAUGAAGAAGUAUCCCCCAAAGUAGAAAAGAUCGAAGAUGACAAGAAAGUAUCUCCCAAAGUAGAGAAGAUCGAAGACGACAAGAAGGUGGAGAUGGUUGCACCUGAAGAUUUAGCUAAAAAAGAUGAGAAAAUAUCUCCCAAAGCAGAAAAGAUCGAAGAUGUCAUGAAAAUUGAGAAAGUUACUCUUGAAGAUUUAGCUAAAAAAGAUGCGGAAGUAUCUCCCAAACUAGAAAAGGUUGAAGAUGACAAGAAAAUGGACAAAAUUGUUCCUGAAGACUUGGCUAAGAAAGAUGAAGAAAUAUCUCCCAAAGUAGAAAAAAUUGAAGAUGACAAGAAAAUUGAGAAAGUGACUCUAGAAGACUUGGCUAAAAAAGAUGAGAAAAUAUCUCCCAAAGCAGAAAAGAUCGAAGAUGUCACGAAAAUUGAGAAAGUUGUUCCUGAAGACUUAGCUAAGAAAGAUGAAGAAAUAUCUCCUAAAGUAGAAAAGAUCGAAGAUGACAAGAAAAUGGAGAAAGUUGUUCCUGAGGACUUGGCUAAGAAAGAAGAAGAAAUAUCUCCUAAAGUAGAAAAGAUCGAGGAUGACAAGAAAAUGGAGAAGGUUGCUCCUGAAGAUUUAGUUAAAAAGGAUGAGAAAGUAUCUCCCAAAGUAGAAAAGGUCGAAGGUGACAAGAAAAUUGAGAAAGUUGUUCUUGAAGACUUAUCGUUGGCUCAAAAAGAAGAGCCGCUCAAAGAGAUACCAGUUGCAGUUAAAGAAGAAAAGAAACCUGAGAAAUCGCCUGAAGAUGAUGCAGCAGCUGUUCGAAAGAUGUUAGUUACAGCAAGCAGCGAAGAUGGCGGACAAGAAAUUGAAAUUUCCCCAACUGGUACUAUCGCGAUCCAAAAAACUGUUACACCUGAUGAUUCUCUUAAAGAUGCAUCUGUCAAAUCAACAUCUGAUAAAGAUUCUUUGCUUCUAGACAAGGACUCUCUGCACUCGGAAAUCAGUUCUCCAGAAAAAGACAGCAUCUCUGAUAAGUCACCAUCAGUCAAAGAUGUUGGAAAGGUAACUCCUGAAGACAGCUUGGAUAAAUCACCGAUUGACACUCGUGACUCACGUGAAGACAGCUUAGAGAAGGCAGUACCUAGUAAACCAAAAGAAGCGGACAGUAGCACUUCUCCAUCUCUGAUAGAAUCAGAAGUUCCAAAGUUUCCCAGUUUGCAACAACAAACAGAAAUUUUAGAGGAUAUGGCUAAAACCGUUCGUGAAAAAGUCGAAAAGAAAGAAUUAGAAACCAGGAAGAUUGAAACAAUCGAAUCAUCUGUUGACAUAGCUACUAAAGUAGUGGAUACCGUUGCCGAGAAAAAAGAAUUAGAUGGAAAAAUGAUCAAAGAGGCUUUAGAGAAACCGACGCUGAUUCAAGAGAAAGUUGAAAUCGGUGAUGAAAUUCGUAAGAAAAGUCUCGACAUCGUUGCAUCGAAAUCACCGGAGUCGCUUCGAUCGGAAGAUGUUUCUCCGGCGGAAACUAUUUUUGCGAAAUCGCCGGAAGAAUCGGCAAAGACUUCUGAUAUGAAAGAUAUAGAACCUUUAAAGUCAACUUUCGAAACGGUAGUUCCAGAAAGAAAGAUUGGAAUGCUGGAAAGUUUGAAAACAGAAGUAGUUAAAGAAGUUGCUCAAGUUGAUAAGAAAAUUGAGAUGCCUGUAAGUGAUGAAAAAGAAGACAAGAAAGAACGUGUCAGUAUUUCACCUAAGAAAAGUCCUGAAGAGAGUCCUGAAAAGAGUCCUGAAAAAAGUCCAGAACUAAAAGAGAAACCAAUUGAUUUCGAACCUAUCAAGGCAGAAAAGAUACAACCAAUCACAGACCUUAAGUCAGCAAUUAUUACUGACCAGGACAAGUUAGGAAAGAAAGAAGCAGACAAAAAAUCUCCUUCUCCGGCGCCUAGCGAUAAGGAGGUAAGCGAGGAUAAAAUGGAAGAAAAGACGAUUGUCUAUUUGACAAAGUUUGAAAAAUCUGAGGUCACUACCACAGAAGCAGAAAAGAAGAUAGAAGAACUAGUAGAUGUUUCUAAACGUCAGGCUGAAGAACCCAAGAAAACAAAAACACCAGAGGAACCUAGAACUCCAACUACAAGUCCUGUUCUUGAACAACCUUCGAAAGCAGACAUCGCAGAAAUUCCCAGUGGAAAACUAGAUUUAAGAGAAGCUGACGAUAAACAAAAAUCACCGAUAGAAUUAAAGGCACCUUUGGAUGUAUCAAAGCGACCCAGUAUUCCUACUGAACCGCAUGAGUGGAAAGAGAUUGAUGUAAAGGAAAUAGACAGGGCUAGGGCGUUAAGUAUAACAAGUGCAACCGAAGAACUUGAGGUUAUUACAGAUCAUUGGAAAUCACCGAUUAGUCCUGCAGAGAAGCCAGAUUUGAAGGCUAUUGAUAAAAAAUCACCAACGGAGGAAACUAAAUUACCUACGGAAGCAGAAGAAAGAAAAGAGAAACCGAUAUCACCGAGCAUUUUAGAAGAAUCGAAGGACCUAAAGGAGGUUGAAGAAAAGAUCGACAAACUUAAAUAUAAAUUUCCUCGUUAUUCAGAUUUGGAGGAUGCAGAGGCAGAAGAUGAGAAGUCUGUAUCUUCCAGUAUAACAAGUGUCUCAGGAGAAUCUAAGGACGCAUCAGAUGCGUCAAAGUCGUCCAGCAUUGUUGAUGAGGUAUGCGAUAUGAAGGAUAUUGUGGCAAGAGAUAUUGAGAAGUCAAAAUCUCCUAGUGUCACUAGCGUCACAAGUCUCUUGGCUGAACAAAAGGAACCGGUGGAUAAAUCAAAGUCAUCUAGUAUUGCUGGAGAGAUUCCUGACUUAAAAGAAGUUGAAACAAAAGAUAUGGAGAAAUCCAGGUCCCCCAGUAUAUCGAGUGUCUCAACUGAAGCAAAAGACGUGUCAGAUAAGUCGAAGUCUUCUAGUAUCGCUGGUGAGACACCUGAUUUAAAAGAGAUUGAUGCUAAAGAAAUAGAGAAAUCUAGAUCUCCCAGUGUAACGAGUGUCCUAUCCGAAGCAAAGGACGUAUCGGAUAAGUCGAAAUCUCCCAGUAUCGCUGGCGAGACACCUGACUUAAAGGAUCUUGAAGCUAAAGAAAUAGAGAAAUCUAGAUCUCCCAGUGUAACGAGUAUCUUAUCCGAAGGAAAGGGCGUAUCAGAUAAGUCGAAAUCUCCCAGUAUCGCUGGCGAGACACCUGAUUUAAAGGACAUUGAAGCUAAAGAAAUAGAAAAGUCUAGGUCUCCCAGUGUAACGAGUAUCUUAUCCGAAGGAAAGGGCGUAUCAGAUAAGUCGAAAUCUCCCAGUAUCGCUGGCGAGACACCUGAUUUAAAGGACAUUGAAGCUAAAGAAAUAGAAAAGUCUAGGUCUCCCAGUGUAACGAGUAUCUUAUCCGAAGGAAAGGGCGUAUCGGAUAAGUCGAAAUCUCCCAGUAUCGCUGGCGAGACACCUGAUUUAAAGGAUCUUGAAGCUAAAGAAAUUGAAAAAUCUAGAUCUCCCAGUGUAACAAGUGUCCCAGCUGAAGUGAAAGAUGUAUCGGAUAAAUCGAAGUCUCCUAGUAUUGCAGGCGAGACACUUGACUUAAAGGACAUUGAAGCUAAAGAAAUAGAGAAGUCUAGGUCACCCAGUGUAACAAGUGUCCCAUCCGAAGCAAAGGACGUACCAGAUAAGUCGAAAUCUCCUAGUAUUGCAGGCGAGACACCUGACUUAAAGGACAUUGAAGCUAAAGAAAUAGAGAAGUCUAGGUCACCCAGUGUAACAAGUGUCCCAUCCGAAGNCAAAGGACGUACCGAUAAGUCGAAAUCUCCUAGUAUUGCAGGCGAGACACCUGACUUAAAGGACAUUGAAGCUAAAGGAAUAGAGAAGUCUAGGUCACCCAGUGUAACAAGUGUCCCAUCCGAAGCAAAGGACGUACCAGAUAAGUCGAAAUCUCCUAGUAUUGCAGGCGAGACACCUGACUUAAAGGACAUUGAAGCUAAAGAAAUAGAGAAGUCUAGGUCUCCCAGUGUAACAAGUGUCCCAUCCGAAGCAAAGGACGUACCAGAUAAGUCGAAAUCUCCUAGUAUUGCAGGCGAGACAGUUGACUUAAAGGACAUUGAAGCUAAAGAAAUAGAGAAGUCUAGGUCUCCCAGUGUAACAAGUGUCCCAUCCGAAACAAAGGACGUACCAGAUAAAUCAAAAUCUCCUAGUAUUGCAGGCGAGACACUUGACUUAAAGGACAUUGAAGCUAAAGAAAUAGAGAAGUCUAGGUCUCCCAGUGUAACGAGUGUCCCAUCCGAAGCAAAGGACGUACCGGAUAAGUCGAAAUCUCCUAGUAUUGCAGGCGAGACAGUUGACUUAAAGGACAUUGAAGCUAAAGAAAUAGAGAAGUCUAGGUCUCCCAGUGUAACGAGUGUCCCAUCCGAAGCAAAGGGCGUAUCGGAUAAGUCCAGAUCUCCUAGUAUCGCUAGCGAGACACCUGACUUAAAGGAUCUUGAAGCUAAAGAAAUUGAAAAAUCUAGGUCUCCUAGUGUAAUAAGCGUCCCAGCUGAAGCAAAAGAUGUAUCGGAUAAGUCGAAGUCUCCCAGUAUCACUGGUGAAACGCCUGAUCUGAAGGACGUUGAAGCGAAGGGUGCUGAGAAAUCUAGAUCUCCGAGUAUACCAAGUGCUCCAGUAGAAACUAAAGAUAUAUCAGAUAAAUCAAAAACACCAAGCAUCGUCAGUGAUACGAUAGAUCUAAAAGAACUUGAAACAAAAGAUAUUGAGAAAUCCAGAUCUCCUAGUGUGACAAGUAUUUCAACGGAACUGAAAGAUAAGUCAAAGACUCCUAGCAUUACUGGCGAAACACCAGAUUUAAAGGAUAUCGAGAAGUCUAGGUCUCCUAGCGCAACAAGUAUUUCAGCGGAGUCUAAAGAAGUAUCAGAUAAGUCAAAGACUCCCAGCGUUGUUGGUGAAGAACCUGACUUAAAGGAUGUUGACAAAUCUAGGUCUCCUAGACCUAGUGUAACUAGUGUUCUUACUGAGCCAAAAGAACCAGCUGAUAAAUCCAAGACACCAAGCAUUGCAGGAGAUAUUGCCGAUCUAAAGGAAGUGGAUGAAAAAGAUUUUGACAAGUCCAGAUCUGCCAGCGUAGCAAGUAUUGCAGUUGAACCGAAGGAACUUUCGGAUAAGUCAAAGUCACCUAGUAUUGUUAGUGAGACUCUUGACUUGAAGGAGAUUGACGAAAAAGAUAUUGAGAAAUCUAGGUCUCCUAGUGUGAUAAGUGUCCCUACUGAGCGGAAAGAAACACCAGAUAAAUCCAAGUCACCCAGCAUUGCUGGUGAGAUUCCAGAAUUAAAAGACGUUUGUGUAAAAGAUGCUGAGAGGUCUAGAUCUCCGAGUGUAACAAGCAUUUCAGCCGAGCUGAGAGAACCAACUGAUAAAUCAAAGUCACCUAGCAUUGCUGGCGAGAAACCUGAUCUAGAGGAAAUUGAUGCAAAAAGUGCUGAAAAAUCCAGGUCUCCUAGUGUUACAUGUGUUGUAACUGAGACAAAGGAAACACCCGAUAAAUCAAAAUCACCUAGCAUUGCCGGGGAGGUUCCCGAUUUGAAAGAUGUUGAAGCAAAGGAUAUUGAGAAAUCUCGAUCUCCUAGCAUUACAAGUGUUCCGACUGAAGCGAAAGACGCAUCAGAUAAAUCAAAGUCUCCUAGUAUCGCUGGAGAAGUACCUGACUUAAAGGAUAUUGAGAAAUCUAGAUCUCCCAGUAUAACUAGUAUUCCGGCUGAAGCAAAGGACGUUUUGGAUAAGUCAAAGUCGCCUAGUAUCGCUGGCGAAGUUCCUGAUUUGAAGGACGUUGAGAAAUCCAGAUCUCCCAGUAUAGCAAGCAUUCCUGUGGAAUCCAAGGACGUAUCAGAUAAGUCAAAAUCUCCCAGUGUUGCUGGCGAAGUUCCUGAUUUGAAGGACGUUGAGAAAUCCAGAUCUCCCAGUAUAGCAAGCAUUCCUGUGGAAUCCAAGGACGUAUCAGAUAAGUCAAAAUCUCCCAGUGUUGCUGGUGAAGUUCCCGAUUUGAAAGAUGUUGAGAAAUCCAGAUCUCCCAGUAUACCAGGCAUUCCUGUGGAAUCCAAGGACGUAUCAGAUAAGUCAAAAUCUCCCAGUGUUGCUAGUGAAGUUCCCGAUUUGAAAGAUGUUGAAAAAUCCAGAUCUCCCAGUAUACCAAGUAUUCCUGUGGAAUCCAAGGACGUAUCAGAUAAGUCAAAAUCUCCCAGUGUUGUUGGUGAAGUUCCCGAUUUGAAAGAUGUUGAGAAAUCCAGAUCUCCCAGUAUACCAAGCAUUCCUGUGGAAUCCAAGGAUGUAUCAGAUAAGUCAAAAUCUCCCAGUGUUGCUAGUGAAGUUCCCGAUUUGAAAGAUGUAGAAAAAUCCAGAUCUCCCAGUAUACCAAGUAUUCCUGUGGAAUCCAAGGACGUAUCAGAUAAGUCAAAAUCUCCCAGUGUCGCUGGCGAAGUUCCUGAUUUGAAGGACGUUGAGAAAUCCAGAUCUCCCAGUAUAUCAAGCAUUCCUGUGGAGUCGAAGGAUGUAUCAGAUAAAUCAAAAUCUCCCAGUGUCGCUGGCGAAGUUCCCGAUUUGAAAGAUGUUGAGAAAUCCAGAUCUCCUAGUAUACCAAGUAUUCCUGUGGAAUCCAAGGACGUAUCAGAUAAAUCAAAAUCUCCCAGUGUUGCUGGUGAAGUUCCUGAUCUGAGAGAUAUGGAGAAAUCUAGAUCUCCUAGCAUAACAAGCGUUUCAGCGGAACUAAAGGAAACAGUAGAUAAAUCGAAAUCGCCCAGUAUUGCUGGCGAAGCUGUUGAUUUGAAGGAUGUUGAGGCUAAAGAAAUUGGGAAAUCUAGGUCUCCCAGUGUGAUUAGUGUCACGGAUGAAUCGAAGGAUAAAUCCAGGUCUCCCAGUAUUGUUGCCGAGGCACUCGAUUUGAAGGAUGUUCCCACGAAGGAUGCUGAUAAAUCUAGGUCACCUAGUGUUCCGUUAGAAUACAAAGAUAUAUCAGAAAAAUCAAAGACCCCCAGCGUUGCUGACGAAACAAGUGAUUUAAAGGAUGUUGACGCUAAAAUUGCUGAUAAAUCUAGGUCACCUAGCGUAACAAGUGCCCCAGCGGAAGCAAAGGAUUUAACGGAUAAAUCAAAAUCCCCUAGCGUUGCCAGUGAUAUAUUAGAUUUGAAGGAUGUUGCAGAUUCUGUGGACAAAUCUAAAUCCCCAAGUGUAACAGAUAUUUCAGUAGGAUUGAAGGAUGUAUCAGAUAAGUCAAAGUCGCCUAGCAUUGCUGGCGAAUCACCUGACCUAAAGGAGGUUGAAACGAAAUCUAUUGACAAACCUAUAUCUCCAACUAUACCAAGUGCUCCAAAGGAAGCUAAAGAUGUAUCGGUUAAAUCAAAGUCACCCAGUAUUUCUGGCGAGGCACCUGAUGUGAAAGAAGUUGAAUUGGAAGAUAUCGUGAAAUCUAGAUCUCCGAGUAUACCAAGUGUUCCAUUGGAAUCUAAGGAUGUAGCGGUUAAAUCGGAUGUAUCCAAGUCGCCUAGCAUCGCUGGCGACACGCUUGAUUUCAAGGAUAUUGACGUAAAAGACAAAUCCAGAUCUUCUAGCGUAACAAGUGUUUUAGGUGAACCAAAGGAAGCAGCGGACAAAUCCAAGUCUCCAAGUGUCGCUGGAGAAAUUCCCGACAUAAAGGACGUUGAAGCAAAAGAUACUGAGAAGUCCAGAUCUCCAAGUAUACCAAGUGCAACGGUGGACUCGAGAGAUGUAUCAGACAAGUCGAAGUCCCCAAGCAUCGCUGGUGACGUUUCAGAUGCAAAGGAAGUUGAAGCCAAAGACAUUGGUAAGUCCAGAUCACCCAGUGUAACAAGUGUGCUAUCAGAACCUAAGGAUAAAUCAAAGACUCCUAGCAUUGCUAGCGAGACACCUGAUUUGAAGGAAGUUGGUAUAAAAGAAACUGAGAAAUCCAGAUCUCCCAGUGUAGCAAGUGUUCCAGGAGAACCUAAAGAUUUGUCGGACAAAUCGAAGUCUCCCAGCAUCGCUGACUUAGACGAAGGCGAUAAGAGAAAAGAAAUCGAUAGUAAAAAGCUAGAUGACGAAGAGAAACAGAUUGAUAUUCGAAAGUCAGUCGAGAAGGAUGGGGCAUUAAAGACGCCAGUUAAACUGGAAGAUUUUACGAAAAUAAGCGUUUCUACGACAGAGGUAACUAAAGAUAAGUCGCUAUUCGUCGAUGAUAGCUAUAAAGUAUUGCCUGAAAGUGUUGAAAUGGACCAAACGCAGGUCGAUCGAGAAAGUAUGAUGAAAAUAACGCCUGAGAAAGAAGCAAAUAUUAAAAAGUAUAUUUUAGAAGAAUAUAUAAAUAAGGGAAGGAAGAUCACAAUGAUCGUGAUAGAAGAAAUAAUUAGAACUUAUUCGGUCUCGGAGUUGAUAGUAAUGACUAUCAUAGAGACAAUUAUUACGACCAGGAAACUCAACAGAGAUUCAGUUUUAGAUAUACCCGAGCAAAAGAUGGAGAAGUCGGAUCAUUCGAUAAGUUCUAGCGUAAGUUCCGAACUGAUUGCUUCUGAUAAAUCUACUCAAGAUAGCCCUGUACGUUCUGAGCCACAUAUCGACGAAGAAGUUUCGAUCUCAGAAGAGAAGAGAAUCGAAAUCGAGAAACUUCUCGAAGAAAACUACAUUAAGCAAGGAAAGAAAAUCACCGAAGAAAUUCUAGAAGAAAUUAUCGUCCGAUCAUCUUUGCCUCGAUACAUUAUUCUAGAAAUAAUGGAGGAAUUAAUUCUGAAGAGAAGACUUACUCGAGAAUCCGUGAUCGACGUGGAGGUGUAUUAUCACGACGACGAGCCAGAUGACAGCUACGGCAAAGAUGGCUACCGUUAUGAAAAAUCUCUGGAGCUUAGAUACGAACCCGACCACGGAGAAGGGAAAAUGUCUUAUGAUUACAAAACGGUGGAAUAUUCGGGACAACGCGAAGGCCAUAUGGAAACGUCGAUGACGGACUAUUCGACAAGUUACGAGACCCAAUUCCACAAAGCAUUCGUCGGCGGAGUAACCGAGAUACGUACGACUCAUAUAACAACGUUAUCAGGAAAAUCAACGCCAGACAUAACUCGUGACGGAACUCCUGAUUCGAUAUCCGAGCCUACAGCUUCCACCGUGGAGAAAGUAGAAGAUAAAUCUGCCGGUAAACCAACCGAUCAUAUUUCGCCUGAUAAAGAUGUAGUUUCUACCACUAUCACCACCACAGUGACCCAGAAGUCAUCCGUUACGCACACUGUAGAAGCAAAACCUCAGAUAGUUACUGUACUGAAAGAAAGUAAAAUUGGUGAACUAGACGCGCAAGUGACUGGUAAAACGGAAGUAAUUAGGAAAGUAAUCGAAUCAGACGUAGAAGCGAGCAAAUCUGUACCCUCGGCCAGGCUUGAGUUCGAGGAGUUGGAGAAACGAAUUAUCAAAGGUAAAGAAGAGAUGGAAGGAGAGCCGACCGAAGAAGAAAAGGAAAUUUCGCCAGAUGGCAAGGUGAUCGUGGUUAAAAGAAUCGUGACACGAGAAGUGUCGGAUCAAGAAGAACCCGAAACGAUUCGUAAGGUAAUAAAGCGGGAGAUCAUCGAACAGGAUGAUCCAGUGGUGAUCACGAAAGUCAUAAAGCGCGAGAUUAUCGUUCCUGAGGGUGAGAUGGCCGACACAGACGAUCUCGAGACGAUAAAAGAAAUCGUGAGCAAAGAAACUAUCCCAUCGACCGUCGAAACUGUGAGAACAGAAACGAAGAAAAUCGUGAUUACAGGAGGCGAGAAGCUGAGCGAAGAGAGUCUGACAUCGGACAUUCUGUCGGGUAUGCACGUCGACGUUAAAAAAGGAGCAACAACUAUCAUAGAAACGGGUGGUAAAAUAUCGGAUAAGGACAUCAGAGAGGCUAUCGAAAAAAUGACAACCGAAGCUGGUAAGCAGAGUGAAUUUUUAAGCGACGAAGGUACCAUAAUCAAAGAAACUACUAUUAGAACUACGAAGACUGAAGAGUCUACGGAAAGGAAGAAAGAAGAGAAGAAAGUUGAAGAAGCAGAAGGAAAAUCUGAGACGAAAUUUGAAAAGGAAGAAACGAAGCAUACGCAGAUAGAUAAACGUUCGAUGCCUCCUCAAGUACGCGAUAUCGCUUCCGACGUUUCUUCUCUGUCGGGAAGAACUACACCGGACCGAAGGUCCGAAGGUAGGUCUUUGACUGGAACUCCAGAAGGAUUCAGAUCGGGAGAGGUGAUCAGGACGAUCAUCACCACGACUAAGACAGUGUCCGACGACGGUGAGAUAGUGACGACGACCCGAGAAGUCACGGAAACCACAAACGAAAAAGGGGAGACGGUGAUAUUGGCGGAGAAAGUGGACGUGAAGGUAGAUGAAUAUUUACCUAGCAAGGAUAUGACGGAAUCUUUGGGUCCCGAUAGCUCCCUUCUACGUUCCUUGCAAGAAAAAGAAAAAGAGAAAACAUCUGGCGACUUUAUGAGCAGCGCGAUGAGCAGCAGCAUUUAUGGUGAGCUACCAUCUGAAAAAGAUAUAACAAGUGGCAGCAUGCAGAAGAUCGGCGAAUCUUCCACUCUGACAGAUCAAGGUGAUUACACGUUCAAACGUUUCAUGGUGGAGAAAGAAUAUGCCGGUGAUUACAAGGAGAAAUCUGAUCCGAAGAAAUAUAUCGACGAGGCCGGACUUGACUUUGAGAAAGCUCUGUCGAUGGAACAGAAGGAAACUAAAGAAACUGAGCCACAGGGUAGAACUAUCUCAGCGAGAUACACCAACGGUAGCGUUCGUCGAGAAGCGUCAGAUUCUGAUGGUAAAUCGGACGAUCGUAGAGAGGAGGAUCCAAAGUCUGACACGAAGAAAGAUCCGUUAGAUGGUUGGGGAACUCCAUUGGGGCUUCCUUCGCCUAUUCCACCGCACAAGUUUAACCUCAGAAAUACGAAUUCCGAUAACAAUAUGAGACUAAAUUUCGACGCUAUUAACGACUGGGGUGAGCCAUUGAGAUUACCUUCACCAGCUCCUGUGACCAAUGAAAUUUCCAACAAGGGUACACCCGGAACACCGAAAAAGGAGAAGAAACAAGCGAGGAAGGUUCUGUCAGAGAAUCUGAAGAACAAGAAACGCUCUGAGAGUCCGGGCAAGAACGAGAAGAAGCUGAAGGAUUCGAAGAAUAAAGUACAACCCGUCUACGUGGAUCUUACUUAUGUACCUCAUCAUGGAAACUCCUAUUACACAUCGUUGGAAUUCUUCAAGAGAGUUCGCGCGAGAUAUUACGUGUUCAGCGGUACCGAGCCAAGUCGUGAAGUCUACGACGCUUUGUUGGAAGCUAAGAGAACUUGGGAAGACAAAGAUCUCGAGGUAACUAUGAUCCCAACUUACGACACCGACACCCUGGGCUAUUGGGUAGCCGACAACGAAGAAGCUCUGGCUGCGAACCACAUUGACCUUUCACCUUCUGCAUCCCGAUGUACGAUUAACCUGCAGGACCACGAGACUAGUUGCAGUGCCUAUAGACUUGAAUUCUAGGGAUUGGCAGCCUGCUCAGCCGUAAUAGUUGAGUUCUGAGCGGUGUUCAGAGAGUGUACUUGAUCGCUUCAUUUCUGGACUUGCCGUUUCGCGAAUUCUUUACCGUGCCUACUAGCGGUUCAUAAAACUUUAGAAAAAUCUUAAGGAGAGGCUACAUCGAACGACUUGGACGUGGUCGUUCUACGAUCCGAAUUUCGUGCCUAAUCCCGUAUAAAUCAUAAAUACGCAGUUGUUCCUUGUUUUUAAAUGCACAGUUUUAUUGGAUCAACAACUAUAUUAACACGACCACCGAUAACAACAUAUAGCAGCAACAAUAACGACGACAAAAACAAUCACGAUAACAAAAACAAUCACGACGAUAACAACAAGAGAAACAACAACACAACAACAACGACAACGACAACAGCGAUGAGGACGAUAACAUUAACGAUACUCCCCCUUCUUGCUCUCUCUAUCUAUUUUCUUUGCCUCCUUCACCUAUGAUACUUGGAUCGAGAAUACGAUAGAAAGAAUGGAAUUUUCUCCUGAACACUCGGCCGUGUACGAUCUUUGCUGGUACGUGCAAAAUUUCGAUAGAAAGCUGUGAAACGAUCACGUUAGAAGCUGUUGCGAUAAACGAACCUGGCCUGUUCUCAGUUUUUUUGGACGCUUACACUCACAAAGUUUAAAGAACGCGUCCUUUGCCUCAUUAUCUUUUUGUAUACAUACCUAUUACUCGACACUGUUAUCGCUUAGAAAGCAUCACUAAAAGAGCCGUAGAAAGAUGGAGACACGUAGGAACAACGCAACACAGCCUAGCAAUAACACGGACAAGACGUACAAAGGUAAAUAGGAUGAAACAACGCGUACACAUAACGGGCAGAUAUCAAAGCAUCGACCACGUCGAUGAAGAAGAAAGAAAGGAUUCUUUGUACAUUUUCUAUGGUCUUAAGUUGUCAACAAAAAUGAAUUCGAGUUGGAAUAUCCAAGGACGUUUCUUCGUCAAACUAACGAUCAAUCUCCUCAUCGUGAAUGUCUACUCGUGUAAAGAGAUAAACGACUAUAUACGUCAAUCGGGAAGUACCGCAAUGAAACGAUCCGAGUCGUGAAACAAAGUGUUUCCAAAGAUUCCUAAAGAAUAGAAGAUAUUCGCGCGGUCGCAAUCGAAUCGAACCAAACAACAGGAAACGCGAUAUAGGAAAACGAUUGUCCAUAUCGUCGAUGUUCCAUUCCAAAUACCACUUAGGCCCGUUAUCUUAUAGCGGAGGUAGGUGAAUAAAAAUAAAGCAAAAUCUAAAAAGGAUUCCCUUCUCGAUAACGAAGAAAGUAGAAUAUCAGAAGCAAAACUGAGACGGCGAUAAAGUAAAAAUCGUACAACAUCCAUCCAAUGGACAAAGUCCACGUUCGAUAAUCGUAUCGGAGUGAACAGCUCUGUUCUUCGACGUUUCGCCCGAGUUUUCGGCCACCUUAAGAACAGAGUUGCUCGUUCCUGUAAUAUAAAUCCGUUUAUAGAUAUUUUUUAGAGAUGAGAAUAUUUCAUUUGCCACGUAACAAAAUACCACUUUCUAGAGCGCGCACCGUUUAUGAAAUUAGACCAAACGAUAAUCGCGGUGUCGUAUCGACGUUGAGAACUGUACAAGGGGUUUACGAAUUCCAUUGACUCGUUUCCAUUCUCUCCUCGUUGUAUCUCGCGAAAGAAACGCAAUGAUUCUGACGAUGUUUGCUUUCCAAGGGAAUGUCGAUGUUCCGCGCGUCCCUAUUCCUUUUACGUGUGUCGAACCGAAGACCGUAAAAGAAAGCGUUCCAGAAAGUUGACAAACCGUUUAGUUCAUUUUGUACUUAUUUCAACCAGAUCGACGAAAUACGACAAACUGCACUCGUGCGGGAUGACGAUGGUGUGACAAUUGCCCGACACAUGGUAACGAUGACUAUACGUGGAACGAUCACGUACGGUAAUCGUAAUGACAAUGACGAAAACACGCAUUAGUCACGAUAACGAUUCGAUCAUGACGAUGAUCGCGGUGACAACGAUGUGGACAACGCGGACGUAAACGAGAACGGUGACGAUUACCGGUUAUCGGCGAUAAUGAUGGUGAUGAUGGUGACGAUGGUGACGACAAUAACGAUUACAACGGUGACAAUAAUCACGAGACGACGACAAACAUAGUAACGAUGAUGGCAAUGAUGAUGAUGAUGAUAAUCCUUGUAAGAACGAUUACAAAUCCGAAAGUAUAAGGACGAUGAUAUCUUCCACGUGGAUGAAAUAAAAUUCUGCUUGACGUAAUUAACGUGAAGCGUACGCGUUUUCAAGAAUUUGAAAUACGCCUGUGAUCGAGGUAAUUUUCAUAGAACAAACGUAGCCUUAUAGAUUAUGAGAACGCAUGCUCGUUAUGUUCUUAAUCGUUUCGUGAUAAAUGAUAUAUAAGGAAACAUUUAUUUUGUGAACGCAUAUAUAUAGGUGAAAAUAACAGAUAAGUAUCGUUCGUUGAAAGAACGAAAGCGAUCUCAUCGACCUAUUAACAAAAUUACCGUCACAUUCGAUUUCGUGCAAGUUGACAGUUUCAUGUUUCAAAUAAUCGUAUUCACUCGGAUCGACCACGGAGAAUUUGAGAAGAAAAUUUCCAUGGAAAUGCCUCGAACAAUGAAAGACCGAAGGCAUAAAAACUGAGCAUAGCGAAAGGCCUAUAAUAUCGAUCGGUUUUCACACCCGUUGUACGAAAACGAUCGUCUUACGAAUGUUAGCAGGUUCGUGAAAGGAAAAAGGUAGAGUUAAGAAGAGAAACGUACAUUCUGCCAAUUGUGAUUGUCUUACGAUAACUCAAGGUCCAAUAAAUGCUUUAGCUAGUGUGUAAGUUUUUUACUGCUCGUUUAACGCAGUUUGCUCGUCAACGAUCGCUUAUUUGCUGCUCCUCCGUGUGUAUAUUUCAUCUACUUAUUUACGCAUUUACUUUUCCAUCUUUUACAUCUUUGUAAUUUAGUUUUAUAGGUAAGAUCUUUGGACGAGAGGUUUAAAGAAGUUUGGUCUAAACGAAAAUACGUUUGUUACGUAUUAUCACCCAUAUAAUUAUCAUCAUCAUCAUCCUCAUCAUCAUUAUUACUACUACUGCCGCUACUCUGCUCGUUAUUACCAUUAUCAUUAUUAUUAUUUAUUAUUAUUUACUAUUCCUCCCAAUAUUGUCACUAUUCAUACUAUUACUAUUGUCAUUGUCAUUCUAACAAAAUCGUUAUGAUUAUCGCCAUCAUCAUUAUGAUUAUCAUAAUCAUCGUGUUACUAUUAUGUAUUAUUAAUAGCCAUUGUCGUAUCGUUACAGUCAUCAUCUCUAUUAUUGUCACUGUUAUUAUUGUUAUUGUUGCUGUUGUUGUUGCAUUGUUAUGUUUACCAUCGUCAUUGGCAUGGUCGUAUCGUCAUUGUCACCAUCGUCAUCGUGGACGAGAAUUUUGUCGCUUGCGACGAGAAAGAAAGAAGGAACAGAUGAAUGAAACUGAAGAAAACGUAAAUGCGCGAUAGCGAUAAAACCAUGUGUGUACCUAUGUAUUUAUGUAUUAUUUAUUGACAAACUAACGACGACCAGCUAUUUAGGUAGGAUAUUAAAAUUAUGAAAUUGAUUAUGUAACGAGAACGAUCGAAACGAGUAAACAAACACAGUUAUAUUAACAUUGGUGAAACGAAGCGAAUGGUUAGGUAUGCGCUCGUCCUCGACGAGCUAACGAAGAUGAAAGAGAAUUUUAAUUAAAAAGAAACGAGGACGAAUAUAAAAGUUAAGAACGAGCUUUCAUUAAGACAGUUUAGAUUAAAUAUAAAGAUGAACAAAAAGGUAUAUAUAUAUAUAUAUAUAUGAACACACACACACACAGACACAGACACAUACGUACAAACCGUGCGUAUGCACAUACGUAAUACAUGCAUACGACACAAGAAAUAUACAUAUAAUAUAUGAAUGGAAAGACAGAGACAAAAUAAAGAAAACUAGAAAGAAAUCUAAUUCCGGGAGGAAGAAGAAUAUGCAAAGGAUUAAGAAGUGCGAACCUCGACACCUGUACGAACCCCUAAAUCGCGAUGCUUAACGGGUGUGAGAACGGUGAUACGGUUUUAUUUGAAUAUCAACUUAAAAAGAGCGUCGUAUGAAGUGUGUUUCAUACGCCCUUAACACGUAUCCGACACUCGAGCGUAUCGGGGUAAGGGCUCUCGUUCGAAUUUUGGCAUGUGUUUUGCAAAAGAGAUUUUGCUGGAUCAAAAAGAGUACAUUGUAUCAAGCAACAUCGAAUCAGCGAUCAAACGAGACGAAUGCAAAAAGGGACAAAAUGUUGAAAGGAGGGGGAAAAAAAAAAUGAAAAAGAAAAGUAAAGCAAUCGGUCUACUAAGACAUGAUAAAUCAAGAGUUUGUUUACUCCACGCGAAAUAUCGGAUACGCUAAUGUUCUAGUCAGAAGAAAAUCUCGUUUCCUAAUAUUAAAAAAAUCAUCUAGUCAUUCUUCUUCACAGUCGAUUUUCUGCCGUUACGAGACUGCGCCGCAGAUGUAAGACGAAGUACAGUUUUUCACAAUUGUAUUUAUUAUACAAAUCGCGGUUCUCACCCCUUGAAGCGCAUCAGCGCGUCGUGUUUUUCGAAUAACGAAUUAAACAAAAAAAAACUUACUGUGGAGUGUUCAUGGUGCUAUAAUUACUAUUAUUAUUAUGAUUAUGGUUAUGAUUAUGAUUAUUAUGAUUAUGAUUAUUAUUAUUACUAUAGAAAUAACAAUGUUAUGCUAUAUGACAAAAAAUGAUAAUAUAAUAAAUAUACAUUAUACCUUA